AUGCAGUUUGCAAAACCUUCAGAAUGGCAGAACACAACAGACAUCAAGGAGUUUAUCCUCCUUGGAUUUGGGAACUCUAAGGACUUGAACGUUCUUCUCUUCAUGUUAUUUAUAAUCAUGUAUACUGUGACUUUAUCUGGGAAUCUUCUCAUCAUUGUACUGGUUGUGACAGAGAAGCAUAUCCACACCCCUAUGUACUUCUUUCUAUCAAAUCUCUCCUGUUUGGAGAUCUCCUACACCUCAGCUAUAUUACCCAAAAUUAUGGCCAAUUGUCUUGCAGACACAAAGACAAUUUCUUUUUGGGGCUGUAUAUUACAAAUGCAAUUCUUUUUCAUUCCAGGAGCUACUGAGUGUUACCUCUUGGCAGCAAUGUCAUAUGAUCGUUACCUAGCCAUAUGUAGACCCUUGCAUUAUGGCACACUUAUGAAUGACAAAACAUGUAUCUUGCUAGUUUUGAUGUCAUGGCUUAUAGCAUUUCUGCUUAUUGCAGUUUUGACAUCCUUGUUGGCACAACUUACAUUCUGCGAUCAAUACAAAAUUGACCAUUUCUUUUGUGAUUUCACACCCUUGGUACGACUUUCCUGCAAUGACACUUGGGUGAUUGAAAGUGCUGCUUUGAUAACCUCAUCUAUAGCCAUUUUACCUACAUUUUUCAUAACUGUCUCAUCUUACACUUUUAUUAUCCGAGCAAUUCUGAAAAUCCCAUCUGUGGAUGGGAGACAAAAGGCAUUUUCCACCUGUUCUUCCCAUCUCACUGUGGUCUCCAUUUUCUAUGGAUCCUUAAUGUUUGUCUACAUUUUGCCAACCACUGGAAAAUUCAAAGAUAUGAAAAAGGGCUUCUCUUUCCUUUAUUCAGUUCUUACCCCCAUGAUCAAUCCCUUCAUUUAUUGCCUAAGAAACAAAGAAAUAAAGGAAACCCUUAGAAAACAAUUUCUCAAAUUUGGAAGAUUUUCUGAACCUUUUUAA
Messenger RNA from Candoia aspera, 966 nucleotides. Its product is annotated as olfactory receptor 6F1-like. The coding region runs from base 1 to 966 and encodes 321 amino acids. The record is from RefSeq and is a predicted model, not a curated record. Gene Ontology annotation, biological process: G protein-coupled receptor signaling pathway. Gene Ontology annotation, molecular function: olfactory receptor activity; G protein-coupled receptor activity. Gene Ontology annotation, cellular component: membrane. NCBI's taxonomy places the organism in Eukaryota, Metazoa, Chordata, Lepidosauria, Squamata, Candoiidae. The transcript has a single exon.